Molecule: messenger RNA, 3482 nt
Organism: Pungitius pungitius (ninespine stickleback)
Lineage: Eukaryota; Metazoa; Chordata; Actinopteri; Perciformes; Gasterosteidae
Product: GATA zinc finger domain-containing protein 14-like
Exons: 9
Coding region: 162-2408 (748 amino acids)
Source: RefSeq, a predicted model, not a curated record
AUAUCAGAAUAUCGCGAGACUUUUGUUCCUCCAAUGGGAUCUUCUGUCACUUCCUGACCCAGAGCCCUGCCUUACCCACGACAGCCUCUCAACUCGAAGUAUUCCUAAAUAUUUCAAGACUUUCUGAAGUUUUUUGAGUUGUUUUUAAUAAUUCGUUGGAAAUGUGGAAGCUGCUGACUCCGUUUCUGUUUCUCUCGGUGCCGUUAAACGCCGACGGGCAGGUUUAUAAAGCCGUGGGUGACACAGUGGUCCUCACAGCGCGCAGUGUGGGGGCACCCAUCACAAACAUCGUGUGGAAACAAGGAGCAGACCUCGCUGCAGACUGGUCCUCGGGGGGUCAGACCUUCUACCGCAACUUUAAAGGCCACAGCACGUUGAAUAAUUUGACCGGAGCGCUGACCAUCACGGGCCUGACUCCAGACCACAGCGGCGUCUACGCAGCAGAGAUCAACUUCAACAACCAAGCCAACUCCUUUCAUCUCCAGGUCAUCUCUCCUGUCUCCAAGCCCGCUGUCUCCAAACAGUGUGACCCCCAGAUGACCUUGUGUAACCUCACCUGUGAAGGCAACACCACGGGCGCCGAGCCGGUGACCUACCGGUGGAGCCUACGCGACCGCUCUGUGGGCUCAACCCAGGUGUUGAACGUAGAGAGGGGCGAGGUCGGGACGGAGAGGAGCUACUCGUGUGUUCUGGAGAACCCGGUCAGCAAAGAGAACGCCACCGUCACCGUCACCUUCCCCCUCCCUCAAAGGAGCAGGUUGUGGAUGAUACCAGCAUUCUUCCUUCUAGCAGCCAUUGUGAUUGUUGUGAUUGUGUGUGUCCGCAAAUACAAAAGCAAAACAGCCAACAGGAGUCACUCAGGAUUAAGGUUUACAAAAGUACCUCAAGAUGAUCAGAGGCCCAUUGACCACAAAACAACUGACCAUGAAACAAUCAACAUAGAAACAGCCAACCAUCAAACAACCGACCAAGGAACCACCAACCAAGAAUCAACCAACCAUGAAACCACCAACCAAGAAUCAACCAACCAUGAAACAACCAACCAAGGAACCACCAACCAAGAAUCGACCAACCAUGAAACCACCAACCAAGAAUCAACCAACCAAGGAUCAACCAACCAAGAAUCAACCAACCAUGAAACCACCAACCAAGAAUCAACCAACCAUCAAACAACCAACCAAGGAACCACCAACCAAGAAUCAACCAACCAUGAAACCACCAACCAAGAAUCAACCAACCAUGAAACCACCAACCAAGAAUCAACCAACCAAGGAUCAACCAACCAAGAAUCAACCAACCAUGAAACAACCAACCAAGAAUCAACCAACCAUGAAACAACCAACCAAGAAUCAACCAACCAUGAAACAACCAACCAAGAAUCAACCAACCAUGAAACCACCAACCAAGAAUCAACCAACCAUGAAACAACCCACCAAGAAUCACCCAACCAUGAAACAACCAACCAAGAAUCAACCAACCAUGAAACAACCAACCAAGAAUCAACCAACCAUGAAACAACCAACCAAGAAUCAACCAACCAUGAAACAACCAACCAAGAAUCAACCAACCAUGAAACAACCAACCAAGAAUCAACCAACCAUGAAACAACCAACCAAGAAUCAACCAACCAUGAAACCACCAACCAAGAAUCAACCAACCAUGAAACAACCCACCAAGAAUCACCCAACCAUGAAACAACCAACCAAGAAUCAACCAACCAAGAAUCAACCAACCAUGAAACAACCAACCAUGAAUCAACCAACCAAGAAACAACCAACCAUGAAACAAACAACCAUGAAACAACCAACCACGAAUCAACCAACCAAGAAACAACCAACCAUCAAACCACCAACCAAGAAUCAACCAACCAUCAAACAACUAACCAAGGAACCACCAACCAAGAAUCAACCAACCAUGAAACAACCAACCAAGAAUCAACCAACCAUGAAACAACCAACCAAGAAUCAACCAACCAUGAAACAACCAACCAAGAAUCAACCAACCAUGAAACAACCAACCAAGAAUCAACCAACCAUGAAACAACCAACCAAGAAUCAACCAACCAUGAAACCACCAACCAAGAAUCAACCAACCAUGAAACAACCCACCAAGAAUCACCCAACCAUGAAACAACCAACCAAGAAUCAACCAACCAAGAAUCAACCAACCAUGAAACAACCAACCAUGAAUCAACCCACCAAGAAUCAACCAACCAAAAAACAACCAACCAUGAAACAACCAACCAAGAAACAACUAACCAUGAAUCAACCAACCAUGAAUCAACCAACCAUGAAUCAACCAACCAAGAAACAACCAACCAUGAAUCAACCAACCAAGAAACAACCAACCAUGAAUCAACCAACCAAGAAACAACCAACCAUGAAUCAACCAACCUCGAGAGUUGUUAGAAGUCUGCAGCUGGGUCCACAUUGGACCAAAAUGACUUAAAGGUUUGGGUCAGACAUUUCUAGGGUUAGCUGGUUCUGCUGCUUGGUCCCACUGAGACGUUGCUGAAACAUUUCAUCAAACAUCAAACCACAACCGUCGAGUGUUUUCUGAAUGUUUGACCGAGUAUCUUAACAGCUCAUUUUAACAACUUAUUUGUUUUUGCUUUAUUUGCUCGUCCAUCUUCAUCCUCCUAAAUUACUCACUAGUGGAGGUCAAUUUUUUAUUACAUUUAGGGGAAACAUUACAUUACAUGACGUUUAGCUGACGCUUUUAUCCAAAGCGACUUCCAAUAAGUGCAUUUCCACCAAACAAAUUAUGGAAUGAAAAAAUGUUCCUCUAUGUUUCAAAAAGUGCCUGAAAUUAAUUCCAAUAGCUGUUUUGAAGGAGUUUAUUUAAUAAAAAACAUUCAUAGUUGUUCCACUUUUCAUUCACGUUGCCUAGGAAACAGCACAUGGGUCCAAAUCAUUGUUACUUUCACACGCCACACAAUGACGUUGUUUUUCUUUACUUUCAUUUUCUUUUGUUGUCCCUCUCAUGCAUAUUUCGUUUUAUGUUUAUCAUUUUGUUAAAUAUUUUAAUGAUGUAAUAUAAUAAAUAAUAUAAUGUUAUAUACACUCACCGGCCACUUUAUUAGGUACACCUGUCCAACUGCUCGUUAACACUUAAUUUCUAAGCAGCCAAUCACAUGGCGGCAACUCAGUGCAUUUAGGCAUGUAGACAUUGUCAAGACAAUCUCCUGCAGUUCAAACCGAGCAUCAGUAUGGGGAAGAAAGGUGAUUUGAGUGACUUUGAACGUGGCAUGAUUGUUGGUGCCAGAAGGGCUGGUCUGAGUAUUUCAGAAACUGCUAAUCUACUGGGAUUUUCACGCACAACCAUCUCUAGGGUUUACAGAGAAUGGUCCGAAAAAGAAAAAACAUCCAGUGAGCGGCAGUUCUGUGGGCGGAAAUGCCUUGUUGAUGCCAGAGGUCAGAGGAGAAUGGCCAGACUGGUUCGAGCUGAUAGAAGGGCAACAGUGACUCAAAUAACCACCCGUU